ACUGACACCGCUACAACGUGUUUUUAUCGCUGGCUGUCCAGACGGAAGGUGCUGAAACGCUUUGUCGCGUGUCUGGAAGAAGUGAAAACUUUCCUGGGCAGCAAAGGGCUCACCUUUCCUGAGCUGGAACAGCCAGAGUGGCUGGAAAAGCUACACUUCAUGGUAGACAUGACAGCGCACCUGAACACGCUGAACACAGCUCUUCAGGGGAAAGGACGCACAGCCCUGCACAUGUUGGAGGAUGUUUUGGCAUUCGAGUGCAAGUUGACGUUGCUUGCCAGAGAUUUACAGAAAGGCACUUUGUCUCACUUCCCCAAUUUGAGAGAGUUCAAACAAGGUCACGACAUGAUAAUUUCGGAGUAUUUACAUUCUGCAAUCAUCGCAAUGCAAACAUCGUUUGGGAAACGCUUCUAUGAGUUCAGAGAGGAAAAAAACACAUUAUCCUUCCCGGUCACUCCCUUAAGCAUCGAUCCUUCCCUACUGAAUACGACUGCAUUGGCAGGUGUGAGUCAACCUGAUCUUGAGAUGGAACUGGCCGACAUAGCCGACAAAGACAUAUGGGUGUCCAAGUUUAGACGCUUGACAGCAGACCUUGAAGAUGUUGCCCGUCAGAAGGCCGUUCUUGCUCAGAAACACAAAUGGAGUGAUAUUGAAAACCUUCCAAAACCGGACAAACUUGUGUUCGAAACAUGGAAUGCUAUGCCCGACAUUUAUGUAAACAUUAAAAAGUACGCGCUUUGAGUCCUGUCGAUCUUUGGAUCCACAUAUGUAAGUGAGCAGGUGUUCUCCAACAUGAACUUUAUUAAAAACAAUCAUCGUGCACGCCUCACAGAUGACAGCUUGCGAUCCUGUGUAAAGAUGAAGGUGACGUCAUACAGCCCUGAUGUGCAGACGCUGUGCGCUGAGGUCCAGGAGCAGAAAUCCCAUUAACCAAGCUGACAGCUGGCUGAUGUUAUUUUUGGUUUGCUGCUGGCGGAAAAUUUAAGUUCGGCGUUUUUCAUAAAUACAAGAAGGACUCAAAUAGACAUUGAAUAUUUUACUUAAAAGUAACUUUCAACCCAACGUCUUUUUUUCGGAGUUCAAAAUGUUUUUGUUGCAUGCAGAAAUGUAAUUUCGUUUUCUCUGCAGGAGUUCAUCAAUUUCAUAAAUGCAACACAUUAUAGUUUGUUUAUACAUAGCAUAAAGGCAAAAAAAAACGUUGUAUGCAGUGUUAUUUCAUUUUAAAUGUCAAACGGGUUUUGCGGCUCCCAGUGUUUUCUUUUCUGUGGGAAACGGGUCCA
Hypanus sabinus (Atlantic stingray) is the source of this 1280-nucleotide messenger RNA. Its product is annotated as general transcription factor II-I repeat domain-containing protein 2-like. The record is from RefSeq and is a predicted model, not a curated record. Lineage: Eukaryota; Metazoa; Chordata; Chondrichthyes; Myliobatiformes; Dasyatidae. The transcript has 2 exons. Bases 160 to 741 code for a protein of 193 amino acids.